GGCCAGCGAGCGCAAGGGCGGAGGGGACAGUGCGAGCCGAGGGCACAGGCGCGGCGGUGGCGGCAGCCCGGGCGCACCAUGGCCGAGCUGCUGUGGAGCCUGCAGGACUCCCAGCUUGUCGCCCGCUUCCAGCGCCGCUGCGGGCUCUUCCCGGCGCCGGAUGAAGGCCCCCGCGAGAACGGCGCCGGCCCAGUGGAGGGCGCGGCGCUGGUGCCCGGGGUUGGACAUCACUCUGCCACCAGCCGCAAGGGCGCUGAGGGGCCGGCCAAUGGGCUGCGGAGAGCCCAGGCCCCGCAGGCUUAUGAACAGAACUACAUCGUGAAGAAUUAUUUCUACUAUUACCUAUUCAGAUUUUCGGCUGCUUUGGGUCAAGAAGUGUUCUACAUCACAUUUCUUCCAUUCACUCACUGGCAUAUCGAUCCUUUUUUAUCCAGAAGACUGACCAUCAUAUGGGUUCUGGUCAUGUAUAUUGGUCAGGUGGCCAAGGAUAUCUUGAAGUGGCCCCGCCCCUCCUCCCCGCCCGUCGUGAAACUGGAGAAGAGAGUGAUUGCUGAGUAUGGAAUGCCAUCUACCCACGCCAUGGCAGCCACCGCUAUCUCCUUCACCCUCCUCAUCUCUACCGUGGACAGGUACCAGUAUCCCUUUGCUUUGGGGCUGAUGAUGGCUGUGGUGUUUUCCACGUUGGUGAGUCUCAGCAGGCUUUACACGGGGAUGCACACAGUCCUGGAUGUGCUGGGUGGCGUCCUGAUCACCGCGGUCCUCAUCGUCCUCACCUACCCUGCCUGGACCCUGAUCGACCACCUGGACUCGGCCAGCCCUCUCUUCCCUGUGUGUGCCAUCAUCGUGCCAUUCUUCCUGUGUUACAAUUACCCCGUGUCUGAUUACUACAGCCCCACCAGAGCGGACACCACCACCAUUCUGGCCGCUGGGGCUGGAACCACCAUAGGAUUCUGGAUCAACCAUUUUUUCCAGCUCGUGUCCGAGUCCACGCAAUCUCUCCCUGUUAUUCGGAACAUCCCAUCGCUCACCACCGACAUGGUAGUGUUAGGUCUGACCAAAUUUGCUGUGGGAAUUGUGUUGAUCCUCCUGGUCCGUCAGCUUGUACAGAAUCUCUCACUGCAGGUGUUAUACUCGUGGUUCAAGGUGCUGACCAGGAACAAGGAGGCCAGGCAGAGACUGGAGAUCGAAGUGCCUUACAAGUUUGUCACCUACACGUCUGUCGGCAUCUGUGCGACCACCAUUGUGCCAAUGCUGCACAGGUUUUUGGGAUUACUCUGAACCUCGAACAGUUGGAAAUUAACCCACUGGACAAGGGCAAAGAUACUGAGUGGGGCAAGUCUUGACAACACAUUUUUCUUAAAAAAAAAAAAAAAUCCUAAAGUCCUGUCUGUUUUGCUAAUAUCUGUGAUAAAUGCAGCUGCUGUAGGAAAGGAAAAAUUGCCUCGUAGUCACUGUUAGGAUGUAGGAGUCACGCUCCGGGGGAAGCCAGGCUAAAAUCCACGGUCAAGUUCUCUACGGUCUCCCUACUCUGUCUGUUAACUGGGACUUUGGACCAAAUCAUGAAUCGGCAGGAAUCGUGGCCUGGAUUUUAAGAACGGCCACCAGCCCCACCAAGCUCUGGAGAGAUGGGCAGGAUCUGAAAGACUGGAGGUCGAGCAUUUCUUUUCAGUUAUGACCUUGCCCAGCACUGAGUCCCAUUUCCGAAAUUGGAACUUAGGGCCGGGAGAGAGGGUGGAGCCAUGUAAAACUGCGUCCCUUUGAUAGGGUGACUUUCUUGUCAUUAUGAUGAAAGUGACAGGCCGCCCGCUCGAGUGGUAAGAACACAGCAAACCUCCCUGCAAAGCCAUGAAAGGCGGGGGUGAAGCCACAAGGUCACGGGCAAUUGCCUGCUUCCCUCAUACAGCCCCGUCUCCGCAGGCGUGGAUACUGAAAUGGGGUUCUGCUUCUCCUCGUUUGUGCAUUCACAAGGCUCCAGGUACCUGCACGAUGCUCUUCUGAUUCAUGAAACCAACUGGCUGCUCCCGCCACACCAGGAAGAUGGGGUCAGCCUUCAUCCACGGCAGGUACCUCUGGGCUUCUCUGUCCUGCUCUCCCGCUCCGGGGAUAAGUCCUCUCUGCCCAGCGUCAGCUCGUUUGUUUGUUCCUUGCAAACUGAGAUGGCAUCGUCGUCUGCAUGGGAAAGUGGAUCAGCAAAAGAACCGAUGAACAACCCUCCCGGGGCCUGACCAAGAAGGACUAGACCUUGGGUCAUCGCCCGAUCCUGACGAGGCCUCCCUGACAUCGCUCCUCCAUUUCUCAGUUAUUUCCUGUAAAUCCUUUUUUCAUCUAGUAAAUAGAAUCAGGGGCUCCCUU
Messenger RNA from Pteropus alecto (black flying fox), 2352 nucleotides. It is a transcript of the gene SGPP2, whose product is annotated as sphingosine-1-phosphate phosphatase 2. Gene Ontology annotation, molecular function: sphingosine-1-phosphate phosphatase activity. Gene Ontology annotation, biological process: phospholipid dephosphorylation; sphingosine metabolic process. Lineage: Eukaryota; Metazoa; Chordata; Mammalia; Chiroptera; Pteropodidae. The coding region runs from base 79 to 1278 and encodes 399 amino acids. The record is from RefSeq and is a predicted model, not a curated record. Gene Ontology annotation, cellular component: endoplasmic reticulum membrane. The transcript is spliced from 5 exons.